AUGUCCGACUCGACCCUUUAUCUCUACACCUCCCUAACGGCGGGGUCCUCGCACAUCGUCACCGCAACCGCCCGUAUCGAAACUAUCCUCAAGGCUAAUAAACUGCCCUUCCGCGCUAUCGAUGUAGCCACGGACGAGGUUGCCCGUAAACUCUGGGGUCGCCGAUCCAAGGGCAAGAAGCUGCCCGGUCUUGUGAAGUAUGGAAAUAUCGUCGGAGUAUGUAGCCCCUGCCCCUCUCCCCCCCCCUCUGUUGCAGCAGCACUGACAUAUCUCCUGCAGGACCUGGAGGAAAUCGAAGAGUGGAAUGAAUUCGGUGAACUGCGCAUGAUCGUCAACAGCGUCCAAGAUCUGGACGGCAUGCCAGCGACCAGCCAUCCUGCCCCAGUGACCGAAUCCCCCGCGCCAGCACCCAAACAACCCGAACCCACCACCCCCAAACCCUCCACCAUCAAAAUCCAAAGCCCGCCCGCGACCCCCAAGCCCGAAGACAAAAAGGACGAACAGGCCGUCCUGGCCCUCCGCCUGGCAAGCUCCGAAGCCGCCAGCAAGGCCAAAAGCAAGGCCGACGAGAAGAAAGAAGAGUCUAAGAAGGAAGAAGACCCUCGACUCCAAUCCUCCUCCCCCUCCAAAGCGCACCGCGGCUCCGUCGCCCCCGAACUCCCCGACAUCGCCCCCGACUCGCCUACUGGACCCAAGCGACCCCCUCUCGUCCCCGAGGUUGCGGCCGUGUCAUCGGCGAACUUCCGCGUGGAGAAUGCGGAGGAAUUGGGGCUUGUGCAGCAUCAUCGCGGGUCGAUUAUUGCGGCCAGUGAUAAUGCGGAUAAGGAUAAGGUUGUGACGGAGAUUCGGCAGUCGAUUUCGGCGGAGGGGCCUGUUGGCGGGUUGGAUGCGUUGAGGAAGGAGGCGAAGGAGAGAUCGCCGGAUGAGAGUAUUGAGGAGGUGCCUAGUGCGGAGGAGGAGGAGGAGGAGAAAAAGAAGGAUGUGAAGGCUGAGGAGAAGGAGGUCGAGGAGAAGAAGGAUGACCCUUCCGAGUCCAAGGAGGAGCCUUCUACUCCGGCGCAAGACACCAAGUCUGUGGAGGAGACCGCCAAGGAGUAG
This is a messenger RNA of Penicillium daleae, 1098 nucleotides long. RefSeq lists its product as uncharacterized. NCBI's taxonomy places the organism in Eukaryota, Fungi, Ascomycota, Eurotiomycetes, Eurotiales, Aspergillaceae. Bases 1 to 1098 code for a protein of 365 amino acids. The transcript has a single exon. Gene Ontology annotation, cellular component: cytoplasm. The record is from RefSeq and is a predicted model, not a curated record.